AUGGCACCAAAAAUUUCCUUCUCUGACCCUUCGGAUGUGAUUGAUUUUGUGAUAAACAAAGGUCAUGGAGUAAAGGGUCUCUCCGAAAUGGGACUCAAAGUCCUCCCUAAGCAGUAUGUUCAAUCCUCAGAAGGGAUAAUCGAUGACUCCAAAAUCUUGGCUCAUGAAUCCAUUCCUUUAAUGGAUAUGUCAAAAUGGGAUGAUAGCCAAGUUGCCAAAUCAAUUUGUGAUGCAGCUGAGAACUGGGGAUUCUUUCAGGUUGUUAACCAUUGUGUUCCUGCUGAAGUUUUGGAGGGAGUAAAGGAGGCGACUCAUAGAUUCUUUGGGUUGCCGGCUGACGAGAAGAAGAAGUAUUCCAAGGAGCUUUCGCCCUCUAACAGUGUGAGGUUUGGCACAAGCUUCAGUCCUCAAGCUGAAAAGGCUCUUGAAUGGAAGGAUUACCUCAGUUUAUUCUAUGUUUCCGAAGAUGAGGCUUCUGCUUUGUGGCCCCCUAUCUGCAAGGAUGAAGUGUUGGAGUAUAUGAAGAAAUCCGAAAUUCUUAUUGAACGGCUUUUACAAGUGUUGAUGAAAGGACUAAAAGUGAGUAACAUUGAUGAAGCGAAACAACGUCUUUUACGAGGUUCUAUCAGAACCAACCUAAACUAUUAUCCAGUUUGUCCAAAUCCUGAGCUAACAAUCGGAAUAGGUUGUCAUUCAGACGUUUCAACUCUCACAAUCCUCCUUCAAGAUCAUAUUGGAGGGCUAUACGUGCGAGCGAUUGAUGGCGAGAACUGGGUUCAUGUCCCCCCAAUUGAAGGUUCCCUUGUGAUAAAUAUAGGAGAUGCAUUGCAAAUACUGAGCAAUGGGCGAUACAAAAGUGUUGAACAUUGCGUUGUUCCGAAUAAAAGCAGUAAUAGGAUUUCGGUUCCAAUUUUUGUGAAUCCUAGACCAAUUGACAUAAUUUGUCCUCUGCCUGAAGUGCUUGCAAAUGGGGAGAAAGCAAUCUAUAAGCAAGUUUUGUACUCGGAUUAUGUGAAGCAUUUCUUCAGAAAGGCACAUGAUGGGAAGAAAACUGUUGAUUUUGCUACGUUAAGCAACUGA
Molecule: messenger RNA, 1080 nt
Organism: Mangifera indica (mango)
Lineage: Eukaryota; Viridiplantae; Streptophyta; Magnoliopsida; Sapindales; Anacardiaceae
Product: feruloyl CoA ortho-hydroxylase F6H1-3-like
Exons: 2
Coding region: 1-1080 (359 amino acids)
Source: RefSeq, a predicted model, not a curated record